AGCACAGCCGGACUGGCAGCGUGAGGGGCCAUGGCGACCUACGUGCAGCUGAACACCGGAGCCAAGAUGCCCAUCCUGGGGCUGGGCACCUGGAAGGUAACAGCUUGAGAGAAAACCACUCGGACUGCACAGCUCCCUGGCACCAAGCUCGCUUGCUUCUGCUCGGCCUGCCUGUGGGACUGAGCCUGUGUGAGAGAGGGGCUAUGCAGAAAUGGAUGGAGGAAACAGGCAUUCACACUGCACUGAUUUGAACUGCUAAAGGCAUCGUUUUUAGUCCCCACCAGGGCAAGUGACAGCUGCAGUGAUGGCUGCAAUCGAUGCUGGAUACCGCCACUUUGAUGGUGCCUAUGCGUACCAGAACGAGAAGGAGGUUGGGGAUGCGAUCCAGCAGAAAAUCAAGGAAGGCGUUGUGAAACGAGAGGACCUCUUCGUUGUCAGUAAGCUGUUUUCCACAUUUCAUGAAAAACAUCUUGUGAAGGGAGCCUGCCAGAAAACUCUUGCUGACCUGAAACUGGAUUACCUGGAUCUCUAUCUCAUCCACUGGCCUUCUGGCUUCAAGGCAGGAGAUGUCCUGUUUCCCACAGAUGAAAAUGGCAUGAUUAUACCCAGCAACACCGACCUUCUACAAACAUGGGAGGCCAUGGAAGAGCUGGUGGAUGCUGGCCUGGCAAAAGCCAUUGGCAUCUCCAACUUCAACCACGAGCAGAUUGAAAGAAUCUUGAACAAGCCAGGACUGAAAUACAAGCCUGCAAACAACCAGAUUGAAUGUCAUCCAUAUCUGACCCAGGAGAAGCUGAUCAACUACUGUCAAUCCAAAGGGAUUGCUGUGACAGCAUAUAGCCCCUUUGGCUCUCCUGACAGACCAUGGGCUAAGCCAGAGGAUCCUUCUCUUCUGGAUGACCCCAAGAUUAAAGAGAUUGCAGCCAAGCACAACAAAACUGCAGCACAGGUUCUCCUUCGCUUCCACAUCCAGAGAAACGUGAUUGUGAUCCCCAAGUCCGUCACACCACAGCGCAUUGUGGAGAACUUCAAGGUCUUUGACUUUGAAUUGACUAAAGAAGAGAUGGCAACCCUUCUCAGCUUUAACAGGAACUGGAGGAUCUGUCAAUUCAUCCAGACCAAAACACACAAGGAGUACCCUUUCCAUGCAGAAUACUGAUGCUGUUUGUAACCUGGCCUUCACUAUACCCCUGGUGUUUCAUGUGCCUCUCCCCUAGCUUUGAGCUCUGUAUCCAGCUUUCUUAAUGCGGCUGUCCUGAUGCUGCCAGUGAAGUCAAAGGACAUUUAUUCCAUUGAUUUUGUCUGACUUUAUUCUUUGGAAGAUGGAAAGAGAAGAGUUCAGUAGAAUAAGUUGUGGGAUGUAAUAAUUUCCUGCUUAUCAGAAGAGAGGAGGAUUACUGAAGUAUCUGGGCAGAACUGCUCAGCGGAAAAUGAGGACAUCUUGAAUGCAUGAACCACUAUUCAGCAAGUGCCUUCAGUCUUGCAUCAGCACAAACCAGAGGCUGAGAAUCCACAAGAGCAAACAGACAUCCACCACUGCAUGAGAAGGCUCACAUAUUUUAAAUAAAAGUAACUUUGAAAUUGGCUGGUUUAGCAAUAGGGAUUGAUAUAUCCUACUUUAAGGAUGACCAUAUUAGUUUAGCAAAAAGGAAUGUAUAUGUGCUGGUUCUAAAACUUUCCAGUUUAGCUUUGCUUGGUAUGUUAAUUAGACUUGUUUUUGAAUGAUCCUUGCUUCAUGGAAGCAACUAUAGACUUUUUUUAUCUUUGUAUCCACCAGGUGCAAGGACAUUUUCUGGGGUUUCAUAUAAAUCAUUUUGAGUUAUAGCGUGCCACAAUAGAAAGUUGCUCACUAUGGUGUAAGAAGCAAUGGAACUUUGUCAUUCCGGGGGAAAACAGCUAAAAUAUCAGCCAAAGAUCACUGUGAAGAAAAUGAGGAUGAAAUAAAGGGAAUACAGUAGAUGGUCAUAGAGCCAGACUACACAUGUUCAGAAGGACAUUACAAUAUACGGCAGGCUUACCUGCUCUUUUUCCUCUUUCAUGAAGGGAAACAAGGAAUAUCAAGAAGAAUGCAUUCAGGCCCUGUCUUGCAUUGUGGAUAGUGACUGCUGCACUCUGUUAGGCCAUGGAAUAGCUGGUUGAUGCUGCUUGGGUAAUCUCCAGCAUUGGAAUCUCCAACAUUAACCGCAAGCAGGCUAAAAUAAUCCAAAAUAAGCCAGGACGGAAAUAUGAACCCACGAACCAAGUAAGCUGCUAAUUGUGACCCCAGUGCAUAAUUCUCUGGGAUUGUAAAAUCAGAUUAAUGUUGCUUGAGAAUGUGGAAAGCGGGAGAAUAAAGUGGACACUCCAUACACUCCAAAUGCUAGUCUGUAGAGAAUUUUGGGUACAAGCUAGAUUGGGAAACUUCUUCAUGCUCUCAUCUUGCUAAAUGCCUGUUUACAAAAAUAGGAAUACUCAGUGAAACACUCUUCAUUUUCUUUUUUUUAUUGAAAGGGGAGAGAAAGAAAGAUUUUCAUCUCCUCAACAUUAUAAACUCUUCAGAACAUAAUAUGCAAUUCAAUCUAAGAGACUGGUGAGGAAAUUCCAUAGCAGCGAUGCUGUAACACACAGGUUUAAUUCUGUCCCUGUGAGUACAAACAUUAAAAUACACCCUUCAUUCCA
Messenger RNA from Gallus gallus (chicken), 2658 nucleotides. It is a transcript of the gene AKR1E2, whose product is annotated as aldo-keto reductase family 1 member E2. Gene Ontology annotation, molecular function: aldose reductase (NADPH) activity. Bases 305 to 1159 code for a protein of 284 amino acids. Gene Ontology annotation, cellular component: cytosol. Lineage: Eukaryota; Metazoa; Chordata; Aves; Galliformes; Phasianidae. The transcript has 10 exons. The record is from RefSeq and is a predicted model, not a curated record.